Prunus avium (sweet cherry) is the source of this 1545-nucleotide messenger RNA. RefSeq names its product late embryogenesis abundant protein-related / LEA protein-like protein. Lineage: Eukaryota; Viridiplantae; Streptophyta; Magnoliopsida; Rosales; Rosaceae. The record is from RefSeq and is a predicted model, not a curated record.
AUGGAAGUGAAAACUGAACCUGGGCAUGGGCAUUCAAACACUGGGUUUCUCGCUCAAACAUACCAAAUUCCCUUGAAUAUACUGAGAACUAAUUCAAGGGUUUUGCUCCAAAUGGCUCAUUUCAAAAUGCAAGUUGUUGUUCCAAUUCUCCUGCUGAUGCUAAUAGCAGCAGCAGAGGCAAAAACUCCUCCAGGGAUUGCUAAGAAUCCAAGCAAUGCAAGGUGUUUGAUAAAAAAAUACAAGCAUUGUUACAAUCUUGUGCAUGUGUGCCCCAAGUUUUGCCCUGAUAAAUGCUCAGUGGAGUGUGUCUCUUGUAAGCCCAUCUGUUCUGGGGAGUCAAGCCCUCCACCUGUUUCUCCCACCCCUUCACCUACACCACCAACAUAUUAUUCUCCUCCUCCUCCUCCUCAAGCUAAACCAACUCCACCACCAUCUCCACCAACCCCCACACCCCCAACUAUAACUCCAACACCUCCUACUCCCUCGCCUUCACCUUCCCCACCACUGCUGGCACCACAUUACCAAUCACCUCCUCCUACUCCUUCACCUCCUACGCCGUCUCCACCUACUUCUUCUCCUCCUCCAUCAACUCCUACACCAUCUCCACCUACUGCCUCUUCUCCUCCUUCAACCUCACCAAAGAAGGCCAAGUGCAAGAACAAGUACUACCCCCAAUGUUACAACAUAGAACAUGUAUGCCCCAGUUCUUGCCCUGGUGGAUGUGAGGUUGACUGUGUCAGUUGCAAGCCAGUCUGCAAGUGUGAUCAGCCAGGAGCAGUGUGUCAAGACCCCCGUUUCAUAGGCGGCAAUGACAUCACCUUUUACUUCCACGGCAAGAAAGACCGUGAUUUCUGUCUCUUAUCCGACCCCAACCUCCACAUCAACGCUCACUUCAUCGGCAGGCGCAACCACAACAUGAAGAGGGACUUCACUUGGGUCCAGUCCAUUGCCAUCCUCUCUGGCAAACACCAGCUCUUCCUCGGUGCCCAAAAGACCGCCACGUGGGACGACUCUACUGACCGCCUUGCCUUCUCCUUUGAUGGCGAGCCCAUCACCCUUCCCGAAUCCGAAGGUGCCAGGUGGCAAUCCACAAGUGUUCCAACUGUAUCCCUUACCAGGUUGGGUGGCACCAACAAUGUGAUGGUUGAAGUUGAAGGGAGCUUUAGGAUCACAGCCAAGGUUGUGCCCAUAACUGAAGAAGACUCAAGGAUUCACAACUAUGGCAUUACCAAAGAUGACACAUUUGCUCAUCUUGAUCUUGGGUUUAAGUUCUUCUCAUUGAGCAACCAAGUGAGUGGUGUGUUGGGUCAAACUUAUAGACCCGACUAUGUGAGCCAGGUCAACAUUGGAGCCAACAUGCCGGUGAUGGGAGGGGAUAGAGAUUUUGAAACUUCCAGCCUUUUCGCCACGGAUUGCGCCAUUGCAAGGUUUAAUGGUGGCAGUGUUGGCUCUGGAAGUGAAGCUAAUUCUUUGGAGGGUUUGGAGUUGCCAAGCUUGAGCUGUGCAAGUGGAAUGGAUGGUCAAGGUGUUGUGUGCAAGAGAUAG